GUUGAAUUUUCUUAAUUCCUUUUAGUUAAGAAAACAAAAGAAAGUUCAAAAAAACAGAUUGAAAAAACAAAUUCAAAAUCAAAACGCAAGACAGAGAGAGAAAGAAAGAAACCACCGACCGCCUCACCUCCCUCUUUCUUUCUCUCUAAUUCAAAAUCUCGAAUCCUAUUCACCAAAUCAGAUCUUCUCAACUGCUAGGGUUUUACACAGCAAAUUCUUUAAUUCUUUGUAGAUCCUCAUUAAUUGUUGUUUAAAUCAUUUUUCUGAUUUGAAUUCGGAAAUGGAGGCGAUCGACGAGUUGGCGCAGCUAUCACAGUCGAUGAGGCAAGCGACGGCGCUGCUCGCCGAUGAAGACGUUGACGACAACUCGAGCUCUACUACUUCUUCUUCCAGUUCACGACGGUCUUCUACUUUCCUUAAUGUUGUUGCUCUUGGCAAUGUUGGUGCGGGUAAAUCGGCAGUUUUGAACAGCUUAAUUGGACAUCCUGUACUACCAACUGGAGAAAAUGGGGCUACUCGGGCUCCUAUAAGUAUCGAGUUACAGAAGGAUGGUUCCUUGAGCAGCAAAACUAUUAGUUUGCAAAUUGACAAUAAAUCCCAGCAAGUUUCUGCAACUGCUUUACGGCAUUCUCUACAAGAACGGCUAAGUAAGGGACCGCCAGGCAAGAGUGGGGAUGAAAUAUAUUUGAGACUACGGACAAGUACAGCGCCUCCCUUGAAAUUGAUAGACUUACCUGGUCUAGAUCAGCGAAUCAUGGAUGAGUCUGUGGUUAGUGAAUAUUCUGAGCACAGUGAUGCCAUUCUGCUAGUUAUUGUUCCUGCAACCCAAGCACCUGAAAUUUCUAACUCUCGGGCUCUCAAGAUGGCCAAGGAAUAUGAUGGAGAAGCUACCAGAAUUGUUGGAGUUAUUAGUAAAAUAGAUCAAGCUGCAUCAGACAGGAAAGCUAUUGCAGCUGUACAGGCUCUUCUGUUAAACCAGGGGCCUCCAAAAACUGCUGAUAUCCCAUGGGUUGCUUUGAUUGGCCAGUCAGUUUCAAUAGCUUCUGCACAGUCUGGAUCUGAGAGCUCUCUGGAAACAGCAUGGAGGGCGGAGAGUGAAAGUCUGAAAUCCAUACUUACAGGAGCACCUCAAGGCAAGCUAGGUAGGAUAGCUCUGGUGGAUGCUUUGGCGCAGCAGAUUCGCAGGCGCAUGAAAGUCCGGCUUCCGAACCUCCUAUCUGGGUUGCAAGGGAAGUCUCAGAUAGUUCAGGAUGAAUUAGUAAGACUUGGGGAGCAGAUGGUUGAAAGUCCUGAGGGCACAAGAGCUAUUGCAUUAGAACUUUGCCGUGAAUUUGAGGAUAAAUUUCUCCAACACAUGACUACUGGUGAGGGUGCUGGCUGGAAAAUUGUUGCCAGUUUUGAAGGAAAUUUCCCCAAUAGGAUUAAACAGCUACCUUUGGACAGACAUUUUGAUAUCAAUAAUGUCAAGAGGAUUGUAUUGGAAGCGGAUGGUUAUCAACCAUAUCUCAUCUCCCCAGAAAAGGGUUUGAGAUCUUUAAUAAAGGGUGUCCUCGAGUUGGCAAAAGAACCAUCACGGCUUUGUGUUGAUGAGGUACAUCGUGUGCUGGUAGAGAUAGUCUCUGCUACUGCAAAUGCUACUCCAGGCCUGGGAAGAUACCUUCCUUUCAAGAGAGAGGUUAUAGCUAUUGCAACUACUGCUUUAGAAGAGUUUAAGAAUGAAGCAAGGAAGAUGGUUAUUGCACUAGUCGAUAUGGAGCGAGCAUUUGUUCCUCCUCAACACUUCAUUCGUUUGGUACAAAGAAGGAUGGAAAGACAGCGCCGGGAGGAGGAGCUCAAGAAUCGACCUUCUAAAAAAGGACAUGAUGCUGAGCAAGCAAUACAGAACAGGGCAAGUAGUCCACAAACAGGGGGGCCCCAAAUCGGGGGAAGUUUGAAAUCAAUGAAGGAGAAACCCAAUCAGACUGAAAAAGAAGCGCAGGAGGCCUCUGGUUUAAAGACUGCGGGUGCAGAAGGGGAAAUAACUGCAGGUUUUUUAUCGAAGAAAAGUGCAAAGAAAGAUGGAUGGAGCAAGCGAUGGUUUGUUUUUAAUGAGAAGACUGGGAAGCUUGGUUACACGAAAAAGCAAGAGGAGAGACUCUUUCGCGGUGUCAUCACUUUGGAGGAAUGCAAUAUUGAGGAGGUUCCAGAUGAAGAAGAAGAGACUAAAAAGUCCUCAAAGAGCUCAAAGGAUAAGAAGGCCAAUGGCCCAGAUUCUAAAGCACCCAGUCUUGUCUUCAAGCUAACCAGCAAGGUCCCAUAUAAAACUGUUUUGAAAGCACACAGUGCUGUUCUCUUGAAGGCUGAGACUAUGGCUGAUAAGGUUGAAUGGAUUAAUAAGUUCUCCAAAAUUGCACAAGCUUCAAAAGGACAAAUAAGAAAUGCAUCACCUGAUGGUGGUCUUACCAUGAGGCAGAGUCUUUCUGAUGGUUCUUUAGACACUAUGACUCGAAGACCUGCUGAUCCUGAAGAAGAGCUCCGAUGGAUGUCUCAAGAAGUGCGUGGUUAUGUUGAAGCAGUACUGAAUAGCUUGGCUGCUAAUGUUCCAAAGGCAGUUGUUCUUUGCCAAGUUGAGAAGGCCAAGGAAGAUAUGCUAAAUCAGUUGUAUAGCCGUGUAAGUGCUCAAAGCUCAGUGAGGAUUGAAGAACUGCUUCAGGAGGAUCAGAAUAUGAAGCGAAGGAGAGAGCGUUACCAGAAACAGUCCUCUCUUCUUUCUAAAUUAACUCGCCAACUCAGCAUUCAUGAUAACAGGGUGGCAGCUGCUUCCGAUUGGUCUAACGGUAAUGGAACAGAAAGCAGCCCCAAGACAAAUGGUUCAGCAAAUGAUGACUGGAGAUCCGCAUUUGAUGCAGCUGCUAAUGGUUCUGUGGACUAUGCUUCAUCUCGAUCCACAUCAAAUGGUCACAGCCGGCAUUACAAUGACUCGGCACAGAAUGGUGAUAGAAGUUCUGGUUCCAACUCGAGCAGUCGGAGAACUCCUAACCGGGUCCCACCUGUUCCCCCCCAGUCUAGUUCUGCAGUUUACAGGUUUUAACAGAGAACUAACUAGUUUUCAUUGAGAAUUUAUAUUUUAUACACUUUCAUUUUUGGCGGGUGAAAUUCCAUGAAGCCCACUCCCAGAUAUGAUCAUUUUGGUCAUUAUAAAAUUCAUUUUAGAUUUUUUUAGAGGAGAGGGUGUUUGUGUAUAUAAGAUUACAGUUCCUCAUAAUUACGGCUUUGCCUAGUUAGAACAGCGGAUUCAAGGUGUUCUUGAAAUCCAUUUGUCAUAUUUUUCAUAUACCGUAUUCUUUUCUUUUCCCGCUUGAUGACUACAUUUUUAUUAUUGUUAUUUCUUCUCAUUUUUUGA
Mercurialis annua (annual mercury) is the source of this 3382-nucleotide messenger RNA. RefSeq names its product dynamin-2A-like. The record is from RefSeq and is a predicted model, not a curated record. The coding region runs from base 281 to 3070 and encodes 929 amino acids. Gene Ontology annotation, molecular function: GTP binding; GTPase activity; microtubule binding. The transcript is spliced from 22 exons. Gene Ontology annotation, cellular component: cytoplasm; membrane; microtubule. Lineage: Eukaryota; Viridiplantae; Streptophyta; Magnoliopsida; Malpighiales; Euphorbiaceae.